Messenger RNA from Asparagus officinalis (garden asparagus), 576 nucleotides. RefSeq lists its product as uncharacterized. The record is from RefSeq and is a predicted model, not a curated record. The transcript is spliced from 2 exons. Lineage: Eukaryota; Viridiplantae; Streptophyta; Magnoliopsida; Asparagales; Asparagaceae. The coding region runs from base 1 to 576 and encodes 191 amino acids.
AUGGUCACACUUCCAUCCUUUCUUUCUGAUUUAUUUAGUCAACUACUUUUGUCCACCAAUCUUUCUUCAUCCACUGUGACAUCUGUUCGAGGACAAUCAUUCAGUAACCAAGAAGAUCAAUUCAUGUGCUUGGCAUGGCUUGAAAUUUCUCAAGACCCAGUCUUAGGCACAUGUCAAAAGAAAGAUAAGAUGUGGGAAAGGAUCACAGCAGUAUUCCAUAAAAAGGAAGGUGAUAGACCACAAACACCAAGGUCUCUAGAAUGUCGUAUGGACACAAUUAAGAAGUUGACUCAAGCUAGAAUCAUGUACGGAGAAGAUGUUAAAGAAAGGAAAGGAUUUCAGUUCGAUCAUGUUUGGACGAUCCUCAAGGAUGCCGAGAAAUGGGCUGACCCUAAAUCCAAUCAUGCUGCAGCUUGGAGCAUCUCUGAAGGAUCAGAAUCAAACACGCAAAGUCGGCCUAAUGCAACAGAGGACAUUAUGGAUCUCAACACGGAGAGUGAAAGUUUUAUGAACACGAGAGAUGGCCAGUCUCCCACAGACAGCCCAGCAAGUCAGCCUGUUGGAAGAAAGAAGUAG